Messenger RNA from Symbiodinium natans, 876 nucleotides. Lineage: Eukaryota; Dinophyceae; Suessiales; Symbiodiniaceae. The record is from the annotation of a GenBank genome assembly.
AUGUCUAUAGACAUUCAGGCGCUCCGAUGCUCAUUCGAGAACAAGCCGUUCCACAUCAAGGAGCAGUCACUGCUGAAGAUGAUCCAGCAAGUCGAGGCGAUCCAGCUUCAGCAGCAGAACCUGCUUCAGACAGCGAAAGACCUUGCAGAGGUCUUCUCGGUAAAGGUCGGCUCUUGUCAGGUGGAUGUUACAGCGUUUGACACAGUCGCAUUCCUCACCGAGCAACUGGCGCUCGACUGCGGAUGCAGUGCAGGAUCCCUGGUCGUCACAAGGGACGGUCAGAUCUUGCCCCGAGAGGCCACGCUGUCAUCUCUCGACAUCUCAGGAAACUCAAAGCUCGACUUUGACCUCAAGAGCCUCGAAAGAUCCAUCAGCGUGAAGACGAUGACGGGCAAGACACUCUUUGUGGGCAUGGAAGCUGGGACCACGAUCGGUGAGGUGAAAGCAAGGAUUUGGAUGAAGGAGGGUAUCCCUCGUAGCCAACAGCGGCUGGUCUUCGCUGGGAAGCAGCUGGAGGACGACAAGACAGUGUCAGACUACAGCAUCACACACCUCCAUGUUUUGCACCUGAUUCCUGAUCUUCGUGGUGGUAUGUAUGAUGCAAUCUCCGGUCGUCAGGGCUUCGAAGUGCUGCCGGACAAAAUCGUUUUCGAGGAUGGACAGACCUGGUGGUUUGCAGGUUCCGGCAGCCGUCAGAGCUAUCAUGGUCGUGAGUUUGCCUCCAAGGAAGACUUAGUCGGCUUUUUGGAAACUAGUCGCGUGGAAAGUCUUCUUCGGCGCUUGGGGAUGGUCCAGGACAGGAGUGAGAAGAUUGGGAAAGAGGCAGGGUUGUGGAUGUCCAAGGCAAUGUCUGGUACGACACAGUCGCUGGCCUGA